AUGGCUGACCGAAUACGCCAGGAGAAGUUGAACAUUGUGUGCGUUCCUAUGUCAUUUCAGGCUCGGCAGCUGAUUCUGCAGCAUGGCCUGUCUCUCUCCGAUUUAGACAGACACCCAGAUCUGGAUGUAGUGAUCGAUGGAGCUGAUGAAGUGCAUGAUUCACUCACUCUUAUUAAAGGAGGAUGCUUGACUCAGGAGAAAAUCGUAGCCGGCUGUGCCAAACACUUUGUCGUCAUUGCUGACUUCAGGAAGGAUUCAAAGGCACUGGGGCAGCAGUGGAAGAAAGGCGUGCCGGUGGAAGUGGUUCCUAUGGCGUACGUGCCCGUGUCCAGGGCCAUCACCCGGCGCUUUGGUGGGGAAGCUGUGCUGAGGAUGGCGGUCAGUAAAGCGGUGAGACGGUGCACAAUGAUCAGAAUCAUGUAG
Neoarius graeffei (lesser salmon catfish) is the source of this 423-nucleotide messenger RNA. RefSeq names its product ribose-5-phosphate isomerase-like. Gene Ontology annotation, cellular component: intracellular membrane-bounded organelle. Gene Ontology annotation, molecular function: ribose-5-phosphate isomerase activity. The transcript has 6 exons. Bases 1 to 423 code for a protein of 140 amino acids. NCBI's taxonomy places the organism in Eukaryota, Metazoa, Chordata, Actinopteri, Siluriformes, Ariidae. The record is from RefSeq and is a predicted model, not a curated record. Gene Ontology annotation, biological process: D-ribose metabolic process; pentose-phosphate shunt, non-oxidative branch.